AUGGCCGAGCUGUUGCUCCGCGCGUUUGGCAGCGACAAGCUGCUCGAACAGGAGCACGAAGGCUGCACGCCCCUGGGUCGGGCCUGCCUCAACAACGACGUGGGCGCCGCACGCUUCUUCUUGGACGCGGGCGCCGACAUGACGAAAGAAGUGAGAGCCAGCAACAGUAUUUCGCGAAUGACAAUGCUCGCUGCGGCGGGAAGCACUUUUGCCGGUCCAGAAGUGAUCAACCUGUUGCUCGACCGCGGCGUGGACCCAAACAAGCGGCAGGAGCGGAGCCGAUUCGUACCGCUAGUGGGGCUUGUCAGGGAGGCCGCCUCGCGCGAUGUCUUCGACGAGGCAGCGCUGGCCACCGUCAAAGCGCUUAUGGAUCGCACGGCGCGCUGCAGCGACCAUGACUUGCUGUUCAAGAUUGUGUGCAAAGGAAAGCACCUUGAUCUGCUCAAGCUCCUGCUUUCGUACGACGAUCAGCUCAAGGAGUACAGCCCGCCGACUUCGAAGGACGCGCUCGACAAGCACCCGCUGAUGGUGCUCAUCCAUACGCACAAGCCGGUCGAGUGGUUCGAGUUGAUGCUGGCCAACGGACACAAAUUCGCGCAGCCGAUCGAUCUCUCGGCGAUCGACGCCCUGCACGCGGUACUCGCCGAGGCCGACAAGUUCAGCGACGAAGUGGUCGGCGUUUUCAUCAAGUACGGCGCCGACGUCCGGAAGACAGCGGCCGAUACCGGCGAAACACCAAUCACGCUCGCCAGUCGCUACUCGUCGAAGGCGGUGCUGCAGAUGUUGAUCGCUGCCGGUGCCGAUAUCCACUCGACCGACGCCUUUGGUCGGGGUGUGCUUCAUGCCACUGUGAUGAACGGCCGCGAGAAGCGAUUCAAGCGCUUCCUCGACCAAGGCGUCGACCCGUGGCGCAAAGACAUGGCGGGCAACUCGUUGUACAUCUACGCUAUUGUUGGCCAGGCCUGGUGGGCCGUGACUCACCUGAUCGAUCACGUGCGUCGUCCGCCCGGCGACGAUCAUCUCGGAGUACCGUGGUGGCUGGAGGAGCGCGUGCAGUGGCAGCUGCGACAGCCGAUCACGCAGGCCAUGAAGGACCGCUUGGACGCCCUCCGGUCGCGCGACGACGCCCGCAUCGAGGCAUCGCCGCUGGCCGACGACCAACAGCGCAACAUCGUCGACAACAUCCUACCCCGCAAUCUUGUGUCCGACGGUGACGGUAUGGUCGAAGUGGUCGCCGACGACGAGUGGGCGGAGAGGAAUGCCAAGUACAAAGCCUUCCUGUGUGCCGUCGACAACAGAUUCGAGCUGCAGCGCGAUGUCUCCCCGCUGCGCCUGUUCAUCAUGGCGCGCCAGCACAACUUGGUGCGGCGGGCGAUGAAUGCGAGACCCGAGCUGGCGCUUCGAGAGGAAACCAACUUGGGGCUAGACGGGACGAAGGCAACGCCGCUCGAAGAGGCAGUCGAAACAGAGUCCUGCUUUUUGCCCAUUCUUUCUGCGUUGAAAGCCAAGGGCGUGGUCAUCCCGCCAGACUUGCGGCAGAAGGUGAUGCACAUCAUGUUCGCCGGCGACGACAUUACCAGCUGGCCAGAGCUGUUGGAAUUGCUGCCACUGCUGGGUACGGUGGACCUCAACGAGCCGGACCCCAAGUCAGGGCUGACACUCCUGCACAGGGCUGUCGCAAACGGUGAGGAGGAGUCCAUGAGCACUCUAGCCGCGUUGCUGCGGCUGGGCGCUGAUCUCGAGGCAAAGGACCGCAACGGCAAGACGCCCCUCUUCCAGUGUAAAAACAAUCAAUCAAUCCUUCAGCUGCUCCUGGCCGCCGGCGCCAACGUCGACAUCAUCUAUUCACGAAAGCAUCGCUCCAUCGGCACUGAAGAGAGCAAGAAGAAGAAGAAGAAGAAACAAAAUACGGAACAGAAGGCCAGGACGGGGAAGAAGUCGGCCCUCGCAUUCAUCGCCAAGUGUUUCAACGAAGCAACUGCGGACACCGUGGCGACUUACGCCCCAUUGAGUCCGGCCCACGUGUACUACCUCAUUCGCGCUGGGUGGUGGAAUGUGGCCGCCACGCUCCUCCUUAGGCUGCACCGGGAGGGCAAGAUACUGGAAUACCUCCAGCGACCAGACCACAAGAGUCCGCUCUGGGCUGUGGUCAAGUCAGAACCAAAGCGCAAGGUCAGCAAACGCCCCCUUUCCUCUGUAUUUAUCAAAGCCUUCCGAGGCUUCGAUUAUGUCCCGGGGAGGAAUAAGCACGGCCGGUCUCUCCUGUGGGAGGCCCUGACACAGCCCCACCAGCUCCAGUCCGGGUGCAUGGAAUUCGUCCUCCGGUACUCCGCCGCCGAUCUCUGCACAACCAACGACCAGGGCGAGUCGUGCCUCGUUGUGGCCGUGCAACACGGCAACGUCGCUUUUCUCGACGCCAUCCACAAACUGCUUCAGCAGAAGAAGACCGACGAACAAGAAGAGCUCGCGCUGCAAGAAGUCGGACAACUGCCUCUUCGCGAGCAAGUGCGGGCCAUGGUGCAAAUGAAGAACGCACGAGGCCAGACAACGCUGAUGGCCGCCAUCCGCCCGUUCUCGUUCGCGUCCUGCGCCAACGUCCCUCUGGUGAGCAAGCUACUGGAGUUGGGUGUAGGUGUGAACGAAGCCGAGCUCGAGACAGGCAACACGGCCCUGUUCUACGCCGCCACCACCAACAGCAUUCCCCUCUGCGAGAAACUGGUGGCGAGUGGGGCCGAUGUCAAUGCGAGGAACAAUGCGGGAGAAACACCACUGUUUGCAGCCGGGCGACACAACCACUGGCACACAACGCUCUACCUCCUCCAGCGCGGGGCGGAUCCGCACGCCACGAACAAGGCCGGCGAGUGCGUGCUCGUGGCAUCGUCGGCCCUGUGUGCGGCCAUCAUUCACGACUUUGUCACACGACCCCACUCGCUUGCCUUCAUCUCUGGCCAGCUGCUGCCGCUCCUCUGCCCCGGCAUCCAGUUGCCCCAGCCCCAGCCCAGAGCUGCCGCUACGACCACAACUGACGCUGCUGCCCCGCCAACGGACCCAAUGGUGGUCGAGGCCCAGACCGGGUCCAGCGUCGGCGGCGAGCCAGCGGCCACACCGCUGAAGCCGCUGGUGAACUACUUUCCAGAACUCGUGCCAGCGACGGCGGCGGCGCGCAGGCAGGUGGUGGCGCGGGUGACUGAGCUGCUGGAGCGGGUGCUGGAGACGAUGCAGCUCUACCAGGGCGCGCCCAGCGAUACGGACCCGACGUCGGCCGCGCGGGCCGACCGCGAGGCUGACCCGGAGACCGACCGGCGGGCGCGGUGGGAGCGGAAUGGGUCGCUCGCGGGCCUCAAGACGCAGCUGGCCGGGUGGCUGCGGGCCAGCCAGGCGCGCAUCCCGCGCAUCACCCGCAACCUGUCCUUCUCGACGCUGAGCGAGAACGAGAUGGCCCUCUACCUGCGCCAGUGGAAGGCCCUCCAGGCGCGCAAGCGGAAGAGGGAGACGGCGCCUGUGGAACCAGCGGAAGAAGAUUCGCAGUCGCAGGGCCUGGAUGACGCCGAGCACGAGAUCGACGUCAAGCGGCCUCGCCUCGCUUUGCACGACGAUGAUCUGCCGGCGGAGCCUCAGCUGGUGGUGCCCGACCUGGACACUAUCCCGCUGCCGCCGCCCUUCAUUCCCGCCUCGGCCCGCUCGCUCCAGGGCGAGCGACACCGCGUGGUGUCGGUGAUCGAGCGCACGGCGGUGGUCAGUGGCCGGUCCGAGGGUCCGAUGGGUGAGGCCAUUCGGCGCGCGACGAUGGACAACGCCGCUCAAUGGGCUGUAGGGCUGAUGGACGACGACGAGGGCUACCUUCGCGACGCAUUCCUCAUGCGGCUGUCUGCCGGCCACCACCAGCCGACCACGGUCGUGCUGCAGGCCCUGGUGGCCAUGCGCGGCGACGGCAUCGCCAGAUCGAAGUCCGCGAUGACGACAAAGAACGAAAGCGAAAGCGAAAGCGAAAACGAAAGCGAAAAACGAGAGAAAGGAAAAGAGAAAGAGAAGGACCAGAUGGAGACCGAGGGUGAUGCGGGCACGCGCGCGGACGAAGACGCCGGCCUCGUCUACUACGGUGUGUGGGAGAAGGGGAGAGAGGCGACGCCGCAGCUGUUCGCCACGCGCGAGGAAGCCGUGAUGGAGUUCGAGAGGCGAUUCAAGGCUCUCACUGGCAACGCAUGGGCCGAGCGACAGCACCAGCAUCGCUACAUUCAGCGCCCGCGCCCUCCCGCCGCACACGGAGCCGAGCCAGUCAGCGGUCCAUUUACCUCCGAUUCCACCACGACCACGACCACCGCGCCGACGCCGGCCCAACAGAGCGAGGCGGAGGUCGAGGCAGAGUUUCUCUAUCUGCCGACCAACCACGAGGCGGUGUGCGAGCAGCUCCAGCACUCGGGAAGUGGCAACGACGAGGUGGAGCGAGUCAAGGCUGCCCUGCCCGCACCCGGGGACAUUGACACACGGUCGGACGAGCAGCGGGUGUUCGACCUGUUGUCGUUCGUGUCCAACAAGCACCAGAUCUUCGGCUACUGCCAACGGGUGGGCCUGCUGAAGGUGGCCACGCUGGGCCAGCUCACUGCGGCCCAGCUCAAGAAUGCGAGCAACAUUCUCGACGUCAUUUCUGGGAUCUUGGCCUACGAGGACGAGCUCAAGCGGCUGUUGCGUCCGCUGCCGCCGCACGUUGUGCAGGCGCGCCAGAAGCUGUCGCACAUGUUUCACUGCGUGCUGCCGUUCGACUUCACCGCCAGCAACUCCUCGCCCGAGGUCAUCGACACCCACCACAAGCUCGCCCACAAGGCCGACAUUCUGCAGGCACGCAGCCUCGCCUUGUCGCAGGCGUGUCUCCAGUCGCUGCAAGAGAUCGGAAUUGGGCUGGAGGUGUUGCACGAGGUGUCGCUGCCGCACAAGCACGCGGAUGGAGCGGCCGCGGCAGAAGACGAAGCGGAAGAGGCCGAGGUGACGAUCGACGAGCGCGCCGACGAGCCGCUCAAAGCCAACGACCAACGGACAGCCCUGGCGCGUAUGCGGCUGCUCUGCAACGCGCUCAAGGCCAAACUCACGCCCCUCGACAAGCGAUCGGACGAAUGGAGGAUGAUCGGGGAAGUGAUGAAGGGCAAAUCGGCAAAGGUCAUUGACGCCUUCGCGGUGGAGCGCAAGGGCGAAGAAGAACGCUACCGGCCCUACGCCAACCUGCCCAACCGCACCCUCCUGGGGCACGGUACGGGCGUGGCCAACGUGAUGGGCAUCCUGCGCAAAGGCCUUUGCAUCAAGCCUAUCGGAGCAAGAACCAGCGGCGCCACGUUUGGGCCAGGCAUCUAUUUCUCCGACCUGCCCAACAAGAGCAUGAACUACAUGAAGCUGGACUCGGAGGUGGGAUGCUUCCUGUUGUGCGAGGUAGCGCUGGGCGAGGGCCUCAUUCGCCGCACCACCAGGGGCGGCACCACCCUGCCUCCCGGGCGACACCACUACCUGGGAGUGGGCAAAACCGUGGCCGACCCACACCUGGCCCUCCACACGGACGGGGGCGUGACGGUGCCGCUGGGCGAGACGGAGAGCCGGCAGGGCAGGGGCUACAACGAGUUCGUGAUCCCCAACGAGGACCAGGUGCGCAUUCGCUACCUGCUCCUCCUGAACCGUGCCACCGCACGGCGCAAGUAA
Acanthamoeba castellanii str. Neff is the source of this 5682-nucleotide messenger RNA. Its product is annotated as ankyrin repeatcontaining protein. The record is from RefSeq and is a predicted model, not a curated record. Lineage: Eukaryota; Discosea; Longamoebia; Acanthamoebidae. The transcript has 26 exons. Gene Ontology annotation, molecular function: NAD+ poly-ADP-ribosyltransferase activity; protein binding. The coding region runs from base 1 to 5682 and encodes 1893 amino acids.